Messenger RNA from Thecamonas trahens ATCC 50062, 1820 nucleotides. RefSeq lists its product as uncharacterized. The transcript is spliced from 2 exons. NCBI's taxonomy places the organism in Eukaryota, Apusomonadida, Apusomonadidae. The record is from RefSeq and is a predicted model, not a curated record. The coding region runs from base 1 to 1776 and encodes 591 amino acids. Gene Ontology annotation, molecular function: ATP binding; protein kinase activity. Gene Ontology annotation, biological process: protein phosphorylation.
AUGGAGCAGCACAAGGGUGUGCAGGGCGUCAUCAUUCUCUCUCAUGAUGGUAUCCCCAUUCGGUCAACUCUGGAUAACGAUAAGACCAUCUCGUAUGCUGCUCUCAUCACACAGCUGACAGAGAAGGCCGCGUCUGUCGUCCGUGAGCUCGACGUCACAAACGAGCUCACCUUCCUCCGUGUCCGCUCAAAGCUCAACGAGAUCAUGGUCGCUCCCGAUGAGCAGUACAUCCUCAUCGUCAUCCAGUCGGCCGGUACUCAGUAUGCUGUCAAGGAGAUGGAGGUGUUGGGCAAGAAGCGGCUGAUGAAGGAGAGGGCCAUUUGGGAGGUGAGGGUCAUUGCUGCCGCUGGUAAUGGUCAUCCCUAUAUCAUUGGAUACAAGGAAGCAAGCUAUGCUAAUGGAACCGUGUACAUUGUCAUGGAGUAUGCAUCGGCUGGCAACUUGUCUCACCUCGUCAAGCAGUAUGCCACACCCUCGGGCGCGCUUCCCGAGUCGCUCCUCCGUCGCCUGCUCGUCCAGCUGGCCCUCGCGCUCAAGGCCCUGCACGAUGCGGACUUUGUCCAUCGUGAUCUCAAGAGCGACAACGUGUUUCUGGACGCUGGCCUUGACGUCAAGCUCGGCGACUUUGGCCUGGCGCGGUCGCUGCCGCGCAGCUCGUACGCGUACACCCCAGCUGGGACGCCUGGCUACCAGGCGCCCGAGAUCAUGAUGGGCCGGGCGUACAACGCCAAGGCCGACGUCUGGUCGCUCGGAUGCAUUGCGUACGAGAUGUGUGCCGGGCGGCUGCCGUACCACCCGUCAGUCAAGCAUCAGAUCAUGUACAUGCAGCCGGGCCCGCUGCCGUACACGUACUCGAGUGGCCUGCGGAGCCUCAUCGGCAAGAUGCUCAACAAGAACGCACACUCGCGGCCGUCGAUUGACGCCAUCCUCAAUGACUCGUACAUGCGUGCGGCGUUCAAGGACGAGCUCAGCGCCGAUCACCAGGCGCUCUUUGACGCUUCCUUUGCCUUUAAGGCGCCAAGCGCGGCGACGCCGAGCCACGCCGACGACAUCCAGCGCCAUCUCAUUGGCUCCAUCCGGACGUUUGACUUUGCCGAGAGCGAAGCCGCGCCGGCUGAGCCCCCUGUGGAGCAGCUUGUCGCCAAGGAGAAUGUGGGCGUGGUGAGCGGCAAGAAGCUUGCCUCGGCCGCCGCCGCGCUCCCGUCGCCGAUCGAGGGACUCGACGCCGACGGCACCGGCCCGCUAGCAGACUCUGCGUCGGUGGCUGCGCCGGGCGUCUCCGACUCGGUCGUCCUCUACUCGGGCAUCGACAACCUACUUGGCGACCUGGAUCUCAACGCCACUCUCGACGCCGAGACUAUUGCGGCCAAGAUCCAGGAGAUGAACUCGCGGUUUAGCAAGAUCUCGACUCGGGCGGCAGCGAGCGACGCGGGCUCGCCGGCAGUGCCUGCGCACAAGGGCAGCAGCGCGGCGGCAGCGCCUGCGCGGACGCCUGCGCGGGCCGGCCCGGCAGUGCCUGCGCGGCACGCGGCCGAGGCUGGCGCCGGCGCGGCGCCACUCAAAGUGGCUGCGCACAAGAUGACCGUGUCGUCGUCGGUGAACACGAGCGCUGCAAAGGCGCGCGUGGCCAACCCGCUCUUUGACGCGCCGACGGUCUCGGUUGUCGAGAGCUACGGCGUCGGCGGCGGCGGAUGGGGCGCGUCGGUGGCCGGCAGCUAUGCGCUGUACGGCGGUGGCGGCGGGUACGGGUACGGCGCAGGCGGGCUGUACUUCUGAGGACGGACGAGCGAGCACGGAGCAAUGAACAGUGCAUGUAUCUC